GUGUAUGGGGAGAAGAUAGGGAUGACAAUUGGGAAAGUUCUGGAAGUGGAUCUCCUGGAUGAUGGUAUAGAGUGGGGCAAGUUUUUGAGAAUCAAGAUUGAAUUGAAGCUACAUCAAGCACUGGCUAUAGGGAGAAUGACUAGUGUGCAAGGGGAUAAAGUGUGGAUUCCCAUUAAAUACGAAAAAUUGCCAAAAGUCUAUUUUAUGUGCGGUUAUCUAGUUCAUGAAGCAGAUGGUUGCAUGUCUAAAAGUGAGAGUUUGUCUCAGCAUGCUAAAAAGACUCAACAAUUUAAUUCGUGGCUUCGUGCGGCUCCUGCUUUAAUCAAAAGGAAUUACUCUAAUGGGAAGUUUAGUAAUGGUGAUGGCGAGAAGUGGAAGAAGGGUCCAGUGUAAAGUGGGGAAUUAGAAACUGGUUCGGGGAACUAGAAUGGCGAAAAUCCAGGAUCUAAUUUAAGUUCAAAUAUGAAUUUAGAUGAGGAUGAGAGUGUUGAUUUUGUAGCAUGUACAAAUCAACAAGGGUAUGAUAUGAAGGCAGCUAGAAAUGAUAAGAGUUCCAAAGGAGUAGAAGGGUUGGAAGAUAAAAAUAGUAAACAAACAAUAGAUUUUGAGGAGGCGGUUUCGGGAGAAGUUAAACAAAAUUCAACUUUGCAAAAGAAGGAAGUAAAUAAGGAUGUAGGGCUGGGCCAGGGGUUGGGUUUGAGUCUGGAGUUAGAUCAACUUAUUGGGGCCCAAACUAUAAGUGAAAUAUGUGACAAAAGACAAUGCAAGAUGAAGGUGGCUAAUACAGGAGACGAGCCUAAGUUAUGUGCUGAGAAUAAUCUACAUGAUCAAGAUAGAAGGCCCAUGAGUACUAGAGGGGGGUGGAAAAAACGUGCUAGAGGGAAAGGUGUGGUUACUAAUAAAAAGUCUUAGACAUGGUAAAAAAGAGGGGAUUAGUCAAUGAAGAGUACGGUGGUGAUGGGGAGGCAGAUAGAAAAAGAUUAAA
Messenger RNA from Carya illinoinensis, 985 nucleotides. RefSeq lists its product as uncharacterized. The coding region runs from base 463 to 912 and encodes 149 amino acids. The record is from RefSeq and is a predicted model, not a curated record. The transcript has 2 exons. Lineage: Eukaryota; Viridiplantae; Streptophyta; Magnoliopsida; Fagales; Juglandaceae.